AUGCGCGCGCCCUACCCGCCGCCGCGGUCGCGCUGGUUCGACGCCGAGAGCCCGCCGCUCCUCCGACGGCGCACGCAUUCGGGCAACGCGCCGCACGACGAGAGCCUGCGGCCGCUGGCCUUCAUGGCCACGCUCGCCUGCGUGACGCUCAUCCUGGCGUGCAACGCGAAGCGCACGCGGCGGCUCUUCACCUACGAGAAGCCGCCGCCGGCGCUCGCGGACGCGGCGCGCGCGGCCGCGCCGACGCCGCGGCACUGCCGGUUCCUCCGCGACGCGACGCUCAAGGUCGUGCCGGCGUCGUGCGGCGUCGGGCGGGCGGACGAGAGCCGGCGCGUGCGCCUCGCCGUGCUCGUGACGGGCCUGGGCGGCGCCGGGUCCUGGUCCGCGGCGCUCCGGCUCCGCGACGCGGGCUUGCUCGUCGAGCACGAGCGUUUAGGCCGCGACGGCGCGGUGUCCUGGCUCUACGCGGUGCGCGACGACCCCAGGCGGCCCUACCCCGUGGGGCCGGCCGCGCGCGCCGUGCGCGGGCGCGACGUGCGGUUCCACAAGGUGCUGCACCUCGUCCGGUGUCCUCCCGCGAACGUCGCCGCGCUGUCGACGCACCGGCGCGACACGCUCGCGUUCGCCGCCCGCGCGCUGGCCGUCGCGCCGCCGCCGGCCGACGACGUCGGCGAGUUGGCGGACCAGGGCGCGCGCAGCGGCUACCGCCUGGGCGGCGACCGGGACCGCGCGCGCGCGUGGCUCGCGUUCCUCGCGGGCCUCUGGGCGGGCUGGAACGAGCGCGUCGACUCCUUCGCGGACGCGCGGGCGCGCGUCGAGGACGGCGACACGGGCGCGGACCUGUGCGCACUCGUGGACCUGCUCGCGGAGGACGCGGUCGCCGAGGACGGCGCCGCGGCGCCGCGGCGCUGCGCGUCGACGGCGUCGUCGCCCGCGGCGGCCAUCGACGCCGCGCACCACGUCGCCAAGGCCUGGUCCCACUGGGUCUUCUCCAACGGCGAGUACAACCCCCAGCGCUGCCUCCGCGGCGCCUGCGACGGCGCCGACGGCGCAAACGCCGCGCACCACCACCGGCCGCACGCGAACGUGUCCUGGGCGGACCUCAAGGACGCGCUCGGCGGCAAGAAGUUCGCCAGGUUCGCCGACGUCGCCGCGAAAUUCGGCUACGACGCGGGCCGCGACUGCGCCGCCGUCGCGCCCGCGCGGGGCCGGAGACGACGCUCGAGCGGCGAGGACGUGAAAAAGGCCUACAAGAAGCUCGCGCUGAAGCACCACCCCGACAAGGGCGGCUCCGCCGACGAGUUCCGUAAAGUCAACGAGGCCAUGGAGAUGUGCAUGGACCACCUCUACGAGCCCGCGUCCUUCUCGCGCAGCGGCCUCGCGGCGCCCGACCGGCGGCCCGGCGCGGGCGAGACGUCCUGGGCCGACGUCAAGGUCUACUGGACGCCCGGCGCGCGGGGCUUCGGCCCCAUGCCCAUGCCCUACGGCCCGCCGCCGCCGCUGACGCGCCUGCCCCUGGCCUACUUCCGCGACCUCCUCGCGGGCCGCGUCCGCGAGGCCGCGCUCGCGGAGACCGCGGAUUUGGAUUAUUUGAUCGUCGACGCGCGGUCCGAGGACGAGCGGACCGCGACGGGCGAGGCGACGCUGUCGAGCCUCGGCGACAUCCGCCUGCGCGUGGCCAUCGCGACGCUGCCGCCGGAGGCGUGCCUCGACGGGUCCGGGGACGUGGUUCUGCCCUGGGUCCACACGCUGGCCGACUGGGCGAACCGGAAGGAGGCGCGGCGCCUGAGCGAGACGGCCAAGGCGGCGCUCAGAGCCGCGGAAUCGGCGAACGACCGGGGCGCGCUGGUCGUCGUCGUGUCCCAGACGGGGUCGGCGAUCAAGCACGACCGCGGCGACGACGAGGUCGCGGCGGAGUUCCUGAGGAACGCGCAGGUGCUGCUCGCGCCCGCGCGCGAGGGCGUGGACCGCACGCGGUCCGCGAACCGCGUCAAGGCGCCGCGCGUGUUGGAAGGAGGCUUCGCGAAGUGGCGCCGGGACCUCGCGGGCGCCGCGGGCGCGGCGCCGCGGGAGCGGUGGCGCGUCAAGAGCGGCGGCGCGAUCGCGCGCGCGGACGUCGCCAUGGACUCGCCCGUCGUCUGCGAGCUGCGGCCGGGCGAGAUCGUGGCGCUGGCGGAGCUCGACGACGCGUCGCCGCGCGUGGCGACGAGCGCCUGCGGGAAGCAGCGCUGCAAGAUCAUCCUGCCGAUCGUCGGCUGGAUCACGCUGAGUCGCGUCGAGCUGCCGGGCGCGCAGCGCGCGGGCACGCUGCCGCCGGACCUGUGGGGCGCCUACGCGCCGCGGCGGCGGCCCGACGCCGAGCCGCUGCAGCCGCGCGAGGAGCCGACGGAGCCGCCGCCGACGCUCGCGCCGCCGAAGACCUUCGCGGACUACAUCAAGGAGCGCGACGCGCCGACGCCGGGGCCCGCCGUGGGGGCGCGGGCCGUGCCCGUCGAGGACCUGGGGGUCGUCGAGGACGAGGACGAGGACGACGUCGCGGCGGCGCCCCAGAAGCCGCCGGUCGCUCCGGACAUCGACGACGACGACCCGAUCCAAAUGCCGCCGCUGGCCGAGGACCUCGGCGUCCUCGACGACGACAGCGAGGACGAGGCGGCCGCGCCCGCGCCGCCGCCCGCCCCGGCGCCCGCGCCCGCGCCGAAGCCGCCGCCGCCCGUCGCGCCGGACCUCGACGACGACGACCCGAUCGAAAUGCCGCCGCUCGCCUCGCCCUUCGUUCCGUCGUCGCCCGCCUCGUCCCCGCGCGCGACCGCGCCCGCGCCCCGGGCGAGGCCGACGCCCUCGUCCGCGCCGCCGCCGCACUCGUCGUCGGACUCGGACGAGCCCGCGCCGCCGGCGCCCAAGCAGCGGUCGACGUCCCGGUGGGCCAUCCACAAGCCGGAGGGCUGGGUGCCGAAGUCGCAAAGGACGCCCGAGGCGGCCUCGCCGCCGCCGCGCAAACAGAAGCAUCCCAUAUCGCCCCAGGCGACGACGCCGGUGCCGCCGCGGUCCUUCGCCGCCUUCAUGAAGUCCCGGAAGCCCGGGGAGACGCCGACGACGCCGAAGAGUCGGACCGCGUACACCAUGGCCUCCAAGAUCCCGACCUGGGCGGGCGCGGCGUCCUUCGCGGUGCCCAUCGCCGUCGCCUACGCCGCCGACAAGGCGUCGAGCCGCUGCGAGACGUGCCUCGCCGUCGAGCUCGGCAUCCUCUGCCACCUGCUCCACCGCCUCGCGCGCGUCGCGGCGGCGCCCGAGGGCGUCCUCGGCGAGUUCGGCCCGCUCUGCGCGGCCCUCGCCGCCAUCUUCUUCAAGCCCGCCUGGGAGUCGACGUCGACGAUCGCGGCCGUGACGCUCGUCGGCGCUCUGCUCGCGGCCGAGGUCUGGCGCGCCGGCUUCGCCGACGGCUCCGCGCGCGAGGGCGCGCACGACACCUGGCUCACGCUCUGCGGCGCCGCCUGGACCUACGCCCUCUACGAGAGCCCCGUGGCGGCCCUGCUCGUCCUCCUCCCGCUCAGCACGAUCAUCCGCCAGGAUCUCGUCGAAUCGAUCAACGAGCUCAAGCCCGUCGCGCUCCGCUUCGGCGUCGUCCCCGGCGGCCUCGCCGCCUACAUGGCCGCCACGGGGGGCCUCGUGCCCACGGCGACGGCCCUCGCCGCCGGCGUCGGGGCGCCGUCCGCCGACACCGCGGCCGCGGCCGUCGCCGGCGCGGUCGCGACGUUCGGCUCCGUGGAGCUCGCGGCCGCCGCGGCCGCGCUCGUCGCCGCCGCGGCGUUCCGGCUCAAGAAGCGCGGCGCGUCGGCGCUCUACCAGAACGUCGCCCUGGCCCAGCUCGUCGUCGUCCCCGGCGCCUACGCGCUCGUCGCGGAGCCCGACUUCGCGUUUGCCGCGGUCGUCGCCGUCGCCGUCGCGGGCGCCGUCGUCGCGACGGAGCUCCUCGACGUCGCCGAGUCCAAGUCCGACGUCCUCCUCGUCCUCGCCCUCGCCCUCGUCCUCGUGGGCCCCGCGCUCCAGACGUCGGCCAUCUUCGGCGGCGCCGCGCCCGUGGCCAAGCCCGCGGCGUACCAGGCGAAGACGACGACGACCUACGCGCCGCCGCCGCCGCCGCCGCCGGAGCCCGAGGCCGCCUACGCCCAGGCCCCGCAGAGCGGCGAGGACGACGACGACGACGAGCCAAUCAUCCCCCUCCAUGAAGAUAUACAUCGCAACAACGCGCGAGACCGCCGCACGAUGCUGCCCGCGCGCGCCGCCGUGGAGAUCCCCGGCGCGCCGCCGGGCCACCUGAAGAAGAAGACGAUGAUCAAGGACCGCGUGGGGUCCGUGCGCACGACGUCCUACGAGCUGCCGGAGGAGACGCACGUCUACGGCAAGGCGGACAUCAAGGACAGCGAGAACGCGGGCGUCGUCAUGUCGCGAUGGAUCGCGAGCACGCCGUCGCAGCCCAAGGAGUCGCAGCGGUCCUUCAUCAAGACGAACAAGCUCGCCCUCAAGGAGGGCUGCCUCACGGCCAAGUCGCAGCGGGCCUACGCGCAGGACCACCAGGACAUCCGGUUCACGCAGCCCAGCGGCAAGCCCACGGCGACGCGGAGCGAGCCGCCCUUCAAGGGGCCCUACGGGGCCGUCACGAAGCAGCAGGGCGAGUCCAUCCGGGGCUUGAUCGAGGCGGGCUACACGGAGUGGCUCGAGGACGGCGUCGACUACCCGGACCUGAGCGCGCUCGAGCAGAAGCGGCGCCUCAAGGCGCCCAAGGCGACGAAGGCGUCCUUCGGCCACGACAUCCGCAACAAGGAGGAGGACGUCGUCAAGGAGCCCUUCAAGAUGAAGCGCUUCGCCAAGGUCCAGAGCCGAGUCAAGUUCGGCUAG
This is a messenger RNA of Aureococcus anophagefferens, 4896 nucleotides long. RefSeq lists its product as hypothetical. The coding region runs from base 1 to 4896 and encodes 1631 amino acids. NCBI's taxonomy places the organism in Eukaryota, Pelagophyceae, Pelagomonadales, Pelagomonadaceae. The transcript has 6 exons. The record is from RefSeq and is a predicted model, not a curated record.